This is a messenger RNA of Aspergillus luchuensis, 2085 nucleotides long. Its product is annotated as Zn(II)2Cys6 transcription factor. Bases 1 to 2085 code for a protein of 694 amino acids. Gene Ontology annotation, biological process: regulation of DNA-templated transcription; DNA-templated transcription. NCBI's taxonomy places the organism in Eukaryota, Fungi, Ascomycota, Eurotiomycetes, Eurotiales, Aspergillaceae. The transcript has 5 exons. The record is from RefSeq and is a predicted model, not a curated record. Gene Ontology annotation, molecular function: DNA binding; DNA-binding transcription factor activity, RNA polymerase II-specific; zinc ion binding.
AUGACUGAAUUCGGCAGUCAACAACACCGUCAGCUGGCGCCGGGUCCGUCGCCCACCAAGUCGGACAGGUAUCCACCGGGUGAUAGCCCCCCUGGGGAUAGCUUUCGGACCGCUUCGGAUGUGUCGAAAAAACGCGUGUCUAUGGCUUGCUUGGCUUGUAAAAAGUCCAAACGCAAGUGCUCUGGAACAGCACCAUGUGACAACUGUCGUGCGUUCAACCGACAGUGCAUAUUUGAUGAGACGCUUGACCAGCGUCGAAGAGUAGCAGCAAAGCGUACGGCUGAUGAGCUGAGCUAUCACCGAGAUAUGCUGAACGAUCUCCUGAAGGUGAUGCGUGCAGAAGAUCAGUCACAUGCCCUGAAACUACUGGAAUUCAUCCGGAAGGAUGCCACGGCCGAGGAGAUUCGUACGUAUAUCGACGAUACUCUCGGCCGGAUUGAAGUAUGCAGCAAGGUGAGUGAUGCGGCGGGAAGGCAGCUACAGCAGGUUAGACGGGUGAUCGAUGUCGAAGGAGCUGGGCCGUCGUUUCGUCCCAAGGUUAUGGAUAUCCAUUACUUAUGCAACGAAGUCCCUCACAGGGUCCCCGCAGAGCCCUGGACCACCGUAACCGGCGAUGCUGAUCUCGUCUCUCAUCUCGUGUCUCUCUACUUCACCUGGGACUAUCCCUUUCAUGCCUUUCUCGACCGCGACGUCUUCCUCAAGCAUAUGCGGAAGGGUAACACCAAUUCGGAGUUUUGCAGUCCAUUCCUUGUGAACGCUCUGCUCACCAACGCUUGCCACUUUUCAGAUUACUCGGAAGCCUAUGUCGAACCCGGGGAUAUCAUGACCAAAGGGGCCGAUUUCCUCGCGGAAGCGGAGCGUUUGAGAGAGGAAGGGCCUAUGAAGCUGAGUCUGGCUAAUUUGCAAGGCACGCUGUUGCUGCAUGAGAGGUAUGCAAUAUCGGGCGAAGACGAUCUUGGCUAUCGUAUGCUCCAUCAAGCCAUCUGGACGGGCGAAUCUCUGGGUCUCAUCGGACCAAGGAAAUUUAGCUUGAAUCCGGGUCAGAUCUCUGAUGAUAUGGACAUUUCGAUCAAGCGGACGGCUUGGGGCUUGUUUCAUAUUGACACUGUUGUGCAUGCCGAUUUUCUGCGGCCCAGCCUUAUUGACAAGGUCAACCUCGAACGGCCCAAUCGGUAUAGCGCCGAAGACUCGAGCUUGUGGUACCCUUACCCCUCUCAUCGAUCUGCUCGGCCGUCCUACUUGAGCCACUACUUUAACGAAUCAUGCAACCUGUGUGAAAUUGCACGAGACGUAUCACAGCGGCUCUUUGGAAUCGACGCCAACGCUGCUUCUGCCGAGUACCUACGUCAGAUGCAGGAAACCCUGUAUGAAAGGCUGCGUGGCUGGUAUAGUAAGCUGCCGGAUAUCUUCGAUCCGUAUCAUAGGCCACCACCGUACAUCAUAUUGCUGAGAAUGCGCUACCAUACGUUGGUGAUCAACAUCUUCACCUUCAGGACUGAGCGAACCAGGAAUACUCCCGACUCCGAGGCACCAAAAACACCCGAGAGCCCACCGGGACUAAGCCCCCUGCCCAAAUACAAUACCGUAGGCAUCGUACAAUCUGCAGCGCGCGCAAUAGCUGCCCUGACGGUUCUCCACCGACGAGAAUAUGGCAUCAGUCGUGCUCAUCAUUUUGCCAUGUAUGCAAUCAACCUGGCACUCUUCACGUUGCUGGAGUCUGGGACCUUCGAUGUCUUAGACUCUGACUUUCUUGCGCUUGCCAGCUCUUUCUCCAAUAUUGCCAGUCGGUCGCCGUUGGGACGGUCUCUCCUCCACAUCUUCCGGCAGGCUGUUCAUGCCAAAGGGCAAGGCAGGCGGCUGCGAGAGUCGGAUGCGGUCUCGGAUGAUCUCAAGGCGAUGUUUGACGAAGAAUCUACGUCGGCAUCCCGGUGGGAUGAGUAUGCCGCAGGAUUACAAAAGCUGGAGAUGGACGAACGCUACCGCGGAGUCUGGGAUGGGGAGUUCAGUCUUUCCGACAUGCUCGAUCGAUAUGAGAGUCUGAGCUUGGGCAAAGAUGAAAUUGCGCCUGAGCGGCUGCGCUGUUGA